This is a messenger RNA of Klebsormidium nitens, 3825 nucleotides long. The record is from the annotation of a GenBank genome assembly. Lineage: Eukaryota; Viridiplantae; Streptophyta; Klebsormidiophyceae; Klebsormidiales; Klebsormidiaceae.
AUGGCAGGUCCUGAGGGGACCUCGCAGAAUCCUAGUCAGAAUGCAGAUCUCAGCGCUGCGGAACGGAUUGCUCAGGAGGCUCGCGAAGCAACUCUUCGUACAGAAGCCAUGUUCAAGCAGAUGACCAAUCAGUUCUCAGCACAUGCAUCUGCACAAGAGGCCACUCUCGCGAAGCAAUCGGAGAAGAUUGACUCCCUCCAAGCACAGCUGCUCGCGAAGUCUGCUCCAAAGAAGUCAGAUCGUGUCUCUAACCCCGAGGUCAAGAGGAUCAUGCAACCGAUGGAAAAGGCUCAGGAAGCACUCUCUCAGACGAAGCAGACCUUCGAAGCUCAUCUGGACGGUACUUCGCCGCUGGCUCAUCUGUCUGAGGACCAGAUCGAGAACCUCAGGGGCCAGUGUGACGAAGGUGAGCUCGCUUUGGCUGGUGGCAUUCAGUUUUUGAUGGACUGGGAUUCUGAGGGCUUGGAGGUUGCAUCCGAAAUGGUCCUUUUGCGUGAGGAGGCGUCCAAGGAUCCUGCUGAAGUCAGCCUGGCAACCCGUGCAAAGAAAUCCCUGGCGGAGAAACGCAAAGCCUCAGAAGAACUCGCGAAACCUGCCAAGGAGCAAAAGUCAGCCUUCCCACAGAACCCUGGACGCAGCAGCUUCUUUAACCGCAACCGUUCCCCUUCCCCCCAACCUGGUUGGUUUCACCCUCCUCAGCCAAUUCUCGUUCCCUCCCCCAUGCCAGCUCCCCUCCCCAAUCCUGUUCCUUCUCCGAUCUACCAGAGCCAGUACCUGCCUCCCCCCAUUACCAACCCCACGGGCGAAUCUCUUCACAAACUCGCAGACCUUACAGAUGCUGCGGAGUUCGAAGGCUUUAAGGACCCUCCAAAGGCUGCUGCUGCGAAGUCUUCAUCUAAGGCCCCCGAACCCUGGCUGCGCCACCGUCUUCGUCGACACGUCCAGUUUUGGCGGGCUUUUGUUACCUCUAGCUUCGUUAUGUCAAUUCUUCUUACUGGCUACAAACUGCCUUGGAUCUCCAGUCCCCCCCUCGAGCCCCAGCUGUUCCGCAACCAUCCCUCAGCUUUCGAGCACUCUGACUUCGUCUCCGAGGCGGUUCGUACUCUCAAAGUCACGGGGACAAUCAUGCCAGUCUCAGAACAACCUUUCCUCGUCAGCCCCUUAGGCGUCGUCCCCAAAGCUGAGGACAAACUGCGGCUCAUACUCGAUCUCCGCUUCCUGAACCAGUUCCUGAAGAUCACCAAAUUCAAGUACGAAUCAAUCCGUAUGAUUUCCGAUCUCUGCCAGCCUCUGGACUUUCUCUUCACAAUCGAUCUGAAAGCAGGCUACCAUCACAUUGACAUCUACGAACCCCACUGGAAGUACCUUGGCUUCCAGUGGCAGGGCCAGUUCUACGUGUUCACGCAGCUUCCCUUCGGACUUGCGCCGGCGUGCUACGUUUUUACCAUGGUGAUGCGCCAACUCACGAAGUCCUGGCGCGAGCGGGGCUACAGGCUGGUCCAUUAUAUUGACGACUUCUUCUUUGCCUGUCGCGAUUCUGUGGAGUUUGCUCGUGUCCAAGCCUCCGUCCUCGCCGACCUCGCUGCCGCCGGUCUAGUUGUGUCACUUGAUAAGUGCCAGCUGUCCUCUUCUCACGUUGUCAAGUUUCUCGGAUUCGUGGUAGACACGCUUUUCGGUCAGUUUCGUCUUACCGCAAUCCAGAAAGCAAAGCUCAGCUCAGCAAUCCAGUCUUGCCUUCGCUCUCCUCGCGCUGUCCCCGCAAAAACAGUCGCUCGCGUUACCGGCCUCAUUCAAUCCCUCUCCCUCGUUACGGGCCCGAUCUCUGGGCUUUUUUCCCGCUUCCUCCAUCGGGCUCUUAACUCCCGUUCUUCCUGGUAUAGCAAAGUCAGUUUGGACAGCGCAGCGUUAAGCGAGCUCCAGUUUUGGCAAUCCCGUCUUUCUCUUUUUCAUAGCCGCGACAUCUGGCGUAAGCAUUCUCUCCUGCGGGUUCUCUACUAUGACGCUGGGGGCAACGGCUGGGGAGGUCAUCUGGAGAUCGGUUCCGCCAAACACGAAGCUCACGGUCCUUGGGAACCCCACGAAGUUCACGGGAUCACUUCUUCCACGUGGCGCGAAUUAAGUGGCCUGCUCCGUCUGCUUCGUGCGUUCAAACCUCUCCUGUCGGACUGCAGUGUCAUCGCUCGAGGCGAUGCUCUGAACGUUUUCUCCAUUCUCUCCAAAGGGGGCUCCGCCAAAGACCACCUCCAGUCCAUUUGUUUGGAGCUUUUCGGUUUCUGCUCUGAAAACCGCAUUGAGCUUCGCCCUGAAUGGCUUCCUCGAGAGCAGAACGCGCGCGCGGACUACCUGAGCAAGAUACGCGAUGUAGACGAUUUUGGACUGUCUCCCGAGACCUUCUCUUCCGUCUCUCAGCUCUUCGGCCCGUUCACAGUCGACCGCUUCGCCAGCGAACAUAACAAAAAGCUUCCCUGCUUCAAUUCUUUCUACUGGUGUCCGGGACCAGCAGCAGCCAAUGCGUUUACUCAAGAUUGGGGCCCCCCAGCACGCAACUACUGCUUCCCGCCUCCCACUCUAGUUGCUGCUACCAUCCGGCACGCGCGCGCGUGUCGCGCUCGUGUAACUCUCGUCGUUCUCGGCUGGCGUUCUGCCCCGUGGUGGCCCCUGCUGUGCGGUAGCGUCGCGUCGGGACGCGGUUUUGCGCCGUUCGUUCGGGGGCAGCUUUUCUUUCCGUCCGCUCGCGGAGCGCUGGUCCCGGGCUACUGGUUUAACUUCGAAAGUUGGGACUUGGACGCGGCGGGUCUCCAGUCUUUCGAUCCCGAACUAGCUGCCCUGUCAGUCGAUCUUCACGACGCCUCUCUCGUGGGCCGCGCCCCGGGGACUUAUCGCCUGUACGCGGGGCCUUGGCGUCGCUACAAGGACUGGUGUCAGAAAAAAGGAGUCUCAGCACUGCCCUCCAAUCCCCUCCAAGUAGCCCUUUACAUGAUGAAACUUCUUAGAACCGCCAACACCCCUGCCCCCCUUAAGACUUUCUCCGGUGCUGUCUAUUUUAACCACACCUCUGCUGGCCUCCCUUCUCCUACUAAUCAUCCCCUGGUUCGGAUGGCGCGCGAGGCAGCACGCCGUAUCAAGAUCGCCGGGCUUAACCAGAAGCGCCCCUUUCUAGCGUCUCAGAUUCGUCGCCUUUUCGACCUUUGGGGCUCCCCGUCCGCUUCGCUGUACCAGCUGAUGAAACUUGCUUCCGUCACUCUCUGCUACGUUUCUCUCUUCCGUUAUGACGACCUCGUUGCGAUCCAGUGGCAGCACGUCAAAUUCGUAGGCUCUUCCCACAUGGAAAUCUUCAUUCCCGAUAGCAAAACGGAUCAGUAUCGCACUGGCGACACAGUCUUCGUCGCCCGUCUUGGUGGUCCCUAUUGCCCGGUAGCUUUGAUCCAGCGCCUCCUUAGUGUCGGCCGUUACCACUCGUCGGGCCCCGGUUCUCUCAUUCGCGCCACCCUUCCUUGCGUCCCCGUCCAUCGCCUUAAGGACAACCCCCCUUGCUACAACACUGUUUUGAGUUGGUUCAAAGAAGCUGCUAGCUUACUCGGGCUGGAUCCUAAGUUGUACGGUACCCACUCGGGCCGCCGCGGGGGCGCGACGGGCGCGGCCACGAACGAGGUUUCUGACCGUCUGAUCAAGCGCCACGGGCGCUGGCGUUCCGACACCGCCAUGGGCCUCUACAUCCGCGACAAACUUUCUCAGAAGCUGGCUGUUUCCCGCAACUUGGGCCUACAGGAAGAUAUUCCGAUCGCACAAUUGAGAGAGUUCGAGCGCGAGGCCUGCUUGCAUUAG